Molecule: messenger RNA, 1557 nt
Organism: Aspergillus calidoustus
Lineage: Eukaryota; Fungi; Ascomycota; Eurotiomycetes; Eurotiales; Aspergillaceae
Source: the annotation of a GenBank genome assembly
AUGGGUGUAAUACGAAAGAAGACCGCAACGCGCGGUACAGAAGCCGGCACCAAGUAUCAUUGCGAUGUCUGCUCUGUGGACGUGACUUCAACUGUUCGCAUAUCAUGCGCUCACCCCUCCUGCCCCGAAUACGAUCUAUGUGUACCUUGUUUCGCUGCCGGAGAGAAGUCCAAGAACCAUGAUCCGUCGACACAUCCAUUCCAGGUGAUCGAGCAGAACUCGGUACCGAUAUUCCAGGAAGACUGGGGAGCCGACGAGGAGCUCCUGUUGCUGGAAGGUGCGGAGAUAUACGGUCUGGGCUCCUGGGCUGAUAUAGCAGACCACAUUGGCGGCUAUCGGACAAAGGAGGAGGUGCGAGACCACUAUAUUAGCACAUAUGUCGACAGUCCCAAUUUCCCUCUGCCGGAGCGCGCCGAUCCGGACGAUACGCGUCUCCAAGACUCUAUAUCCAAGGAGGAGUUUCAGUCUCGGAAGAAGCGGCGCAUUGAAGAGCGCAAAGAUGCAGCAAAGGCAGCUCCGCCGACUACUCCGAAACAGAAACCCACCGCCAGUGUACCUGCGUGUCACGAGGUUCAAGGCUACAUGCCGGGUCGACUAGAAUUCGAGACGGAGUUUAUGAAUGAUGCGGAAGAAGCUGUACAGCACAUGACCUUUGAACCGGGUGCCGGAGAAACACCUAAUGGUGAAACCGAUGCCGAGAUGGAGCUAAAGAUGACGGUUGUUGAUAUUUACAACACCCGCCUCACAGCGCGGACAGAGCGCAAGAAGAUUCUAUUUGAACACAACCUCCUUGAGUAUCGCAAAAACACCGCAUUGGAAAAGAAGCGCACCAAAGAGGAGCGGGACCUGCUUAACAAGGCCAAACCUUUUGCGCGAAUGAUGAACCACGACGACUUUGAAGAAUUCAACAAGGGCUUAGAGUACGAACACAACCUUCGACUAGCCAUUGCACAGCUACAAGAAUGGCGUCAAAUGGGGAUUGGUGACUUGAAGGGCGGCGAAAAGUACGAGCAAGAAAAACAGCAGCGCCAACAGCGUCUCAUGCCUCAGGGGUCGUUUGAACGAUUCGCCAGCACACGUCCAAAGCAGACCCAACAGCCGGAACAGCCUACAGCAGCAAGCCAACUAACCACACCGGAGCUCCCACUGCGACUGCAAAAAGCUGCAGGCACUCCCACCAAAGCCCCCGAGCCCAACGUUGUGAUGAAUGAUUUCGACCGCGCCUUUGCAGCGAACGGAGACGGAGCGGCAACUCCUCAGCCAACAAAGACCAAGUUUGUCAUCCAGCCGUUGACUGGUGUUCUCCCCUGGAAGUUGGAGAAUGAUGGCGCCCCGGACCUUCAUCUGCUCACCAAAGAGGAGGUAGAGCUGUGCAACGUCCUUCACAUCCAGCCGAAGCCCUAUCUUGUCAUCAAGGAGACACUGCUGAAGGAGUCGAUGAAGUCGGGCGGAAGCCUCAAGAAGAAAGACGCGCGGACUAUCUGCAAGAUUGAUAGUACAAAGACCAGCCGGAUAUAUGACUUCAUGGUGCACAGUGGGUGGAUCAACAAGGGAUAA